GUGCCGUGCUGCUGCCGCCGGGCCUGGCCCAGCAGAACCUAACAGAACCCAAUUGGGCUGAACAGGGCUGAGGAUCAUGACCCCGGGGCUGCCGCUGCUGCUGCUGGCGCUGGCACUUCGGAGAGCGCAAGGGAAUGCGGGAACAUCCCCCGGUCCUCCCCCUGUCCCCCCGGAGCUCUCCUGUGGGGCAGAGGUGCUGGAGGCGGUGCUGGGACGGCUGCGGGCACUGGAGGGAGAAGUGCGGGCGCUGCAGGGACAGUGCGGGGACAGCCUGGGGCCCCAGGCUGGCACUGGCAGCACAGCAGCGCGGAGGCUAUGUGACACCCCUGGGGCAGGGGGCUGCUGUGGGUGCCGCAUGGGGGAGGCCGGGGAUGGUCUCCCGUGUCCCGCACCCCGCUGUCCCUUCGACUGCAGUGACCAGGGACGUUGCCGUGCUGGCCGCUGCCACUGCUUUGAGGGCUUCACAGGACCAUUCUGUGCGACCCCCAUCUGCCCCUCUGGCCGUGGUGGGCCCCACUGCUCCCUCGAGAUCCCCUCAGUGACGCUGCGCCUGGCUGCGCGCAACCAGACGUCCUUCCGUGUGACCUGGCCGCGGCCAGCCAAGCCUGUGGAUGGCUAUGAGGUGGCAGUCAUCCCCAUGGAUGAACCAGCAGCACUGACCACCCACGAGCUGCCUAGUUCAGCUGUCACCUUUGAAGUGACAGGGCUGACACCUGGACAAGCUUUUGAGAUCUUCAUCCAGGCCCAGCGGGAGCAGCACCUCGGGGCACCGGGCACCUUGCGUGUCCGCACCUUGCUUGCCCAGUCUCUGCCCAACCAAGGGGGGCUACGGGGCACCCCUACAUUUCUGGCAUCUCCAGUGGCCCCAGCAUCACCAUCAGCCCGAGGGUCUCCAGCAUCCCCACGGUCCCCAGUGUCCCUGGGGUCCUUGGGGUCACCAGCAUCCUCAACAUCUCCAAGGUCACCAGCAUCCCUGAGGUCUCCAGUGUCCCCGGAGUCCUCAGCAGCACCAACUUCCCUGGAAUCCCCAUUGUCUCCAGAGUCCCCAGUGUCCCCGAGGUCACCUACAUCUCAGUGGUCCCCAGCAUCCCCACAGUCCCCACUAUCCCCAGCAUCCCCUGUGUCCCCAGUGCUCCCAAAUGUCCCAUCCCUGCAUGAGCUGGGGGUCAAGCUUUCUUCCUACAAUGGAUCCUUGCUGCAGCGCCUAGAAAGCCACCUCCGGGCCACGGAUUUUCCACUCCGAGGCAACCAGACAGUGCCUGCAGUGGCCCGUGCCAUCCUCUCCUACCUGCUUCGCCGCAGCCCGGCCUUGCUGCGUCAUCAAUUCCUCCGCCACCUCCAGCAGAACCCCCACCCCAAACCUCAGGUGUUGCCAGGAGCUGCUGGUGAGGCCCUGGUGGAUUUGGAUGGGCUGCGGGGUCAUGCGGAGACCAUAGUGAUCCGCUAUCAGCUGCUGGAGGAGCCGGAGGGGGAUGAGGGGGAGAUGAGGGUGCCAGGGGACACCACAGUGGCCCGGGUGCCAGGGCUGGUGCCAGGGGCCACAUACCGGGUGGAGGUGCACGGUGUGGUGCGGGGACGUGUCUCCAAGUCCUACACUUCCCUGGUGACUGCAGGGCUGGGUGACACCAGUGAGCCUCCAUCAGAAUGGAAGAACCUCUAUGAGAUGGAGGGGACUGAGCCCCAGGGGGCCAUGGCCAAAGCAGCACCAUCAGAGGAGGAACCAACACAGCAGCCCCACCUAGGCAUGCUCACAGUCUCCCACGUGACUCCAAGCUCCAUCCAGCUGGAAUGGAGUGUCCUGGAGGGCACCUUUGACUCCUUCACAGUGCAGUACAGGGAUGCACAAGGCCAGCCACAGGCACUUGCGGUGGACGGUGGGUCGCGCACAGUGACCGUGCACGGGCUGUCGCCGUCCCGCCGCUACAAGUUCAACCUGUAUGGGGUGUGGGGGCGGAAGCGCAUUGGUUUCAUCUCCACUGAUGCUGUCACAGCUUCAGCAAAACCAAAGGAAGAAUCACCUUCACCACCGCGCCUGGGUGAGGUGACGGCAUCGCACGUCAGCCCCAACUCCGUGCAGCUGGAGUGGAGCGUCCCCGAGGGCUCCUUUGACUCCUUCACGGUGCAGUACAAGGACGCGCAAGGCCAGCCGCAGGUGGUGCCCGUGGACGGUGGGUCGCGCUCGGUGAGCGUGCACGGGCUGUCGCCGUCCCGCCGCUACAAGUUCAACCUGUACGGGGUGUGGGGGCGGAAACGGCUGGGCCCCAUCUCCACUGACGCCGUCACAGCUCCUGCAGCGGAGGAACCACCAUCCCCACCACGCCUGGGUGAGGUGACGGCAUCGCAUGUCAGCCCCGACUCCGUGCAGCUGGAGUGGAGCGUCCCCGAGGGCUCCUUUGACUCCUUCACGGUGCAGUACAAGGACGCGCAAGGCCAGCCGCAGGUGGUGCCUGUGGACGGUGGGUCGCGCUCGGUGAGCGUGCCCGGGCUGUCGCCGUCCCGCCGCUACAAGUUCAACCUGUACGGGGUGUGGGGGCGGAAACGGCUGGGCCCCAUCUCCACUGAUGCCGUCACAGCUGCAGAAGAGGUGGAGGAGCAACCACCACCCCAGCCACGCCUGGGAGAGCUGACAGCAUCCCAUGUCAGCCCCAACUCCGUCCAACUGGAAUGGAGUGUCCCCGAAGGCACCUUUGACUCCUUCACAGUGCAGUACGUAGACGUGCAGGGCCAGCCGCAGGAGCUGCACUUGGACAGUGGGUCCCGCACAGUGACCGUGCCUGGUUUGCUGCCGUCCCACCCCUACAAGUUCAACCUGUAUGGGCUGUGGGGGCAGACACGUCUGGGCCCCAUCUCCACUGACACCAUCACAGCUGCCGCGCCAGCAGCGGAGGAAACACCUUCCCCACCACGCCUGGGUGAGGUGACGGCAUCGCACGUCAGCCCUGACUCCGUGCAGCUGGAGUGGAGCGUCCCCGAGGGCUCCUUUGACUCCUUCACGGUGCAGUACAAGGACGCGCAAGGCCAGCCGCAGGUGGUGCCCGUGGACGGUGGGUCGCGCUCGGUGAGCGUGCCCGGGCUGUCGCCGUCCCGCCGCUACAAGUUCAACCUGUACGGGGUGUGGGGGCGGAAACGGCUGGGCCCCAUCUCCACUGAUGCCGUCACAGCUGCCGCGCCAGCAGCAGAGCAGCCACCUUCCCCACCACGCCUGGGUGAGGUGACGGCAUCGCACAUCAGCCCCAACUCCGUGCAGCUGGAGUGGAGCGUCCCCGAGGGCUCCUUUGACUCCUUCACGGUGCAGUACAAGGACGCGCAAGGCCAGCCGCAGGUGGUGCCCGUGGACGGUGGGUCGCGCUCGGUGAGCGUGCCCGGGCUGUCGCCGUCCCGCCGCUACAAAUUCAACCUGUAUGGGGUGUGGGGGAGGAAACGGCUGGGCCCCAUCUCCACUGACGCCGUCACAGCUCCUGCAGCGGAGGAACCACCAUCCCCACCACGCCUGGGUGAGGUGACGGCAUCGCACGUCAGCCCCGACUCCGUGCAGCUGGAGUGGAGCGUCCCCGAGGGCUCCUUUGACUCCUUCACGGUGCAGUACAAGGACGCGCAAGGCCAGCCGCAGGUGGUGCCCGUGGAUGGUGGGUCGCGCUCGGUGAGCGUGCCCGGGCUGUCGCCGUCCCGCCGCUACAAGUUCAACCUGUACGGGGUGUGGGGGCGGAAACGGCUGGGCCCCAUCUCCACUGAUGCCGUCACAGCUGCAGAAGAGGUGGAGGAGCAACCACCACCCCAGCCACGCCUGGGAGAGCUGACAGCAUCCCAUGUCAGCCCCAACUCCGUCCAGCUGGAAUGGAGUGUCCCCGAAGGCACCUUUGACUCCUUCACAGUGCAGUACGUAGACGUGCAGGGCCAGCCGCAGGAGCUGCACUUGGACAGUGGGUCCCGCACAGUGACCGUGCCUGGUUUGCUGCCGUCCCACCCCUACAAGUUCAACCUGUAUGGGCUGUGGGGGCAGACACGUCUGGGCCCCAUCUCCACUGACACCAUCACAGCUGCCGCACCAGCAGCGGAGGAAACACCUUCCCCACCACGCCUGGGUGAGGUGACGGCAUCGCACGUCAGCCCUGACUCCGUGCAGCUGGAGUGGAGCGUCCCCGAGGGCUCCUUUGACUCCUUCACGGUGCAGUACAAGGACGCGCAAGGCCAGCCGCAGGUGGUGCCCGUGGACGGUGGGUCGCGCUCGGUGAGCGUGCCCGGGCUGUCGCCGUCCCGCCGCUACAAGUUCAACCUGUACGGGGUGUGGGGGCGGAAACGGCUGGGCCCCAUCUCCACUGAUGCCGUCACAGCUGCCGCGCCAGCAGCAGAGCAGCCACCUUCCCCACCACGCCUGGGUGAGGUGACGGCAUCGCACGUCAGCCCCAACUCCGUGCAGCUGGAGUGGAGCGUCCCCGAGGGCUCCUUUGACUCCUUCACGGUGCAGUACAAGGACGCGCAAGGCCAGCCGCAGGUGGUGCCCGUGGACGGUGGGUCGCGCUCGGUGAGCGUGCACGGGCUGUCGCCGUCCCGCCGCUACAAGUUCAACCUGUACGGGGUGUGGGGGCGGAAACGGCUGGGCCCCAUCUCCACUGAUGCCGUCACAGCUGCAGAAGAGGUGGAGGAGCAACCACCACCCCAGCCACGCCUGGGAGAGCUGACAGCAUCCCAUGUCAGCCCCAACUCCGUCCAACUGGAAUGGAGUGUCCCCGAAGGCACCUUUGACUCCUUCACAGUGCAGUACGUAGACGUGCAGGGCCAGCCGCAGGAGCUGCACUUGGACAGUGGGUCCCGCACGGUGACCGUGCCUGGUUUGCUGCCGUCCCACCCCUACAAGUUCAACCUGUAUGGGCUGUGGGGGCAGACACGUCUGGGCCCCAUCUCCACUGACACCAUCACAGCUGCCGCGCCAGCAGCGGAGGAAGCACCUUCCCCACCACGCCUGGGUGAGGUGACGGCAUCGCACGUCAGCCCUGACUCCGUGCAGCUGGAGUGGAGCGUCCCCGAGGGCUCCUUUGACUCCUUCACGGUGCAGUACAAGGACGCGCAAGGCCAGCCGCAGGUGGUGCCCGUGGACGGUGGGUCGCGCUCGGUGAGCGUGCCCGGGCUGUCGCCGUCCUGCCGCUACAAGUUCAACCUGUACGGGGUGUGGGGGCGGAAACGGCUGGGCCCCAUCUCCACUGACGCCGUCACAGCUGCCGCGCCAGCAGCAGAGCAGCCACCUUCCCCACCACGCCUGGGUGAGGUGACGGCAUCGCACGUCAGCCCCAACUCCGUGCAGCUGGAGUGGAGCGUCCCCGAGGGCUCCUUUGACUCCUUCACGGUGCAGUACAAGGACGCGCAAGGCCAGCCGCAGGUGGUGCCCGUGGAUGGUGGGUCGCGCUCGGUGAGCGUGCCCGGGCUGUCGCCGUCCCGCCGCUACAAGUUCAACCUGUAUGGGGUGUGGGGGAGGAAACGGCUGGGCCCCAUCUCCAUUGAUGCCGUCACAGCUGCAGAAGAGGUGGAGGAGCAACCAACUUCCCAGCCACGCCUAGGACAGCUGACAGCAUCCCAUGUCAGCCCCAACUCCGUCCAACUGGAAUGGAGCGUCCCCGAAGGCACCUUUGACUCCUUCACAGUGCAGUACGUAGACGUGCAGGGCCAGCCGCAGGAGCUGCACUUGGACAGUGGGUCCCGCACGGUGACCGUGCCUGGUUUGCUGCCGUCCCACCCCUACAAGUUCAACCUGUAUGGGCUGUGGGGGCAGACACGUCUGGGCCCCAUCUCCACUGACACCAUCACAGCUGCCGCGCCAGCAGCGGAGGAAACACCUUCCCCACCACGCCUGGGUGAGGUGACGGCAUCGCACGUCAGCCCUGACUCCGUGCAGCUGGAGUGGAGCGUCCCCGAGGGCUCCUUUGACUCCUUCACGGUGCAGUACAAGGACGCGCAAGGCCAGCCGCAGGUGGUGCCCGUGGACGGUGGGUCGCGCUCGGUGAGCGUGCCCGGGCUGUCGCCGUCCCGCCGCUACAAGUUCAACCUGUACGGGGUGUGGGGGCGGAAACGGCUGGGCCCCAUCUCCACUGAUGCCGUCACAGGUGCCCCAGGAACGCUAUGGGUGGGCACGCUGUGGCCCCGCAGUGCUCAGCUGCAUUGGGCGCCUCCCCGUGUCCCCCCAGAUGGCUACAACCUCACCUACGGACCCCUCGGAGGCCCCAUGAAGACACUGCAGCUGCCCCCUGAGGCAACAUCCAAGGACCUGUGGGGCCUGGAGCCCACUGGACACUAUAUGGUGCAGCUCCGGGGCCGGGGGCUGGAGCCCCUCGAGACCACCUUCAAUACCCCCCCCCUUCCCCACCCACACCCCCGAGACUGCGCUGAGGAGCAGCUCAAUGGACCAGGGCCUUCACGAGAAGUCCUCAUCUUCCUCGGGGGUGACCAGCGACGGCCACUGCGCGUCUUCUGCGACAUGGAGAGCGAUGGGGGAGGCUGGCUGGUGUUCCAGCGCCGCAUGGAUGGGGGCACCAACUUCUGGAGGGGGUGGGAGGAGUACGUGCACGGCUUCGGGAACAUCUCCAGGGAGUUCUGGCUGGGAAAUGCGGCGCUGCACGCGCUGACAGGUUCUGGGCCCACGGAGCUGCGCGUGGACCUCCGGACGCCGUCAGACAGCGCCUUCGCCCGCUAUCGGGAUUUUGCCGUCGGUGGUCCUGAGGACAGUUUUCGCCUCCAUCUCGGGGCUUACAGUGGCACAGCUGGGGAUGCACUGUCCUACCACGCUGGGAGCCCCUUCUCCACACGGGACCACGACCCCCGGGGCCGCCCCCGGCCCUGCGCUGUCGCCUACACGGGAGCCUGGUGGUACCGCAACUGCCACUAUGCCAACCUCAACGGGCGCUAUGGGGUGCCCUACGACCACCAGGGCAUCAACUGGUACCCCUGGAAGGGCUUCGAGUACUCCAUCCCCUUCACAGAGAUGAAGCUGCGGCCGCAGCGUGACUGAGAGCACUAGAAAGGUUGUGGGGCACAGUGAAGCCUUUAUGGGGUCAAUAAAGCUGCGAGUAACCAGCACUGACCCACGCAUCCCA
Lagopus muta (rock ptarmigan) is the source of this 7082-nucleotide messenger RNA. RefSeq names its product tenascin XB (gene TNXB). NCBI's taxonomy places the organism in Eukaryota, Metazoa, Chordata, Aves, Galliformes, Phasianidae. The transcript has 30 exons. The record is from RefSeq and is a predicted model, not a curated record. Gene Ontology annotation, molecular function: protein binding. Bases 77 to 6997 code for a protein of 2306 amino acids.